AUGUCCAAAGACUCGGAAGCCACUUCUGUAGAGACGUCUCAGUCUGAUGGAAAAAUGCAUGUGACUGGUGACACCACAGCGGAUGAGUCUGUUGCUAGGUCUAAUGCUGACACUAACGCUGGAAUCUGUAACUUGAAAGUAAGUAUGUCAGCUGAUAACGCAUCUAUUGACACAUCGAUGACUUCUACAGAUAAACGUGACCGUGAUGAUUAUAAUAAUAUUAAAAAGGAUAAACUUGACGAUACUAGGAAUAAAGUGACCACUUCACUUGUUGAUAAUUGUACCAGCACAAAUUCGUCCUCACUUGUGGUCAUGGAUUAUCCUAUUCGAGGAACAAUGCACCCGCUGACAAAUAAGGUGGCAGUCAAGAGAUCAGUUGGUCCUGUGGACGAGGUAUCGUUUGUCUUUGGUCGUCCAGCUUCGCCUUCGAAUGAACCAGCGAUGAACUGCAGCACUCCGAAGACUUACACCAACCCCGGAAUUAUGCGGUGCAUGUCGCCGUCGUCAAUUCGCUACAUCUCGGGACCCUACUCGUCUCGUCCUAUGUCUCCCAGCAGUGAUGUUCUUCCCGCUAGAAGGGUACUGCCAGGAGCGGACUAUCCAGACCGACGAGUAUUGUCUCCUCCUCCGUUACUAGGAUUAGGCGCCGCGGCGGAACCUCGGAUACACCACCAGGGAGGAAUUUGCUGUGAGCACUGUAACGGAUGCCUUGUGGAGUUAAAGCGCCAAGCUCUGAGACUCAUGUUUCCUGACAAUGGCAGCGGUAGACAUCUGAUUCAG
Messenger RNA from Candidula unifasciata, 780 nucleotides. The record is from the annotation of a GenBank genome assembly. NCBI's taxonomy places the organism in Eukaryota, Metazoa, Mollusca, Gastropoda, Stylommatophora, Geomitridae.